UAAGACAAAGUCAUUCGGUUAUUUAACUUAUAAUUGUUUUCAUGUAUCUUAUUUUGUAAUUUGGAAAUUCUUCUUCUUUCUUAAUGAGUUUUUAGUUUUUUCCUAACAGACUAGUUUGGUCGUUUGCCAUACAGUUUAACCUGCUGCUAAUAAUUAACUUUAACGCCCGUACAAAUAUUUACGAAACAUAUUAACAAUAUUAUAGAUUCAUAAUGGGUAACGAAAGUUCGCUGCCUAUGGAAUUAUGCUCAAACUUUGAUGUGGAUGAAAUUAGAAGAUUGGGAAAACGUUUUCGGAAGCUAGAUUUGGACAACAGUGGUGCACUUAGUAUUGAUGAGUUCAUGUCCUUACCCGAGUUACAACAAAACCCUUUAGUUCAACGUGUCAUCGACAUUUUUGAUGCAGAUGGUAAUGGUGAAGUAGAUUUCAAAGAAUUUAUUCAUGGAGUUUCACAGUUUAGUGUUAAGGGUGAUAAAGAAAGUAAACUACGAUUUGCAUUUAGAAUUUAUGACAUGGAUAAUGAUGGCUUUAUAAGCAAUGGAGAAUUGUUUCAAGUAUUAAAAAUGAUGGUAGGAAAUAAUUUAAAAGACACACAAUUACAGCAAAUUGUUGAUAAAACUAUAUUAUUUGCUGAUAAAGAUGAAGAUGGCAAGAUCAGUUUUGAAGAAUUUUGUUCGGUUGUUGGUAAUACAGACAUUCACAAAAAAAUGGUUGUGGAUGUUUAAAUACUCAAAAAAUAUAUAUAAAAUAACUUUAUGUGGUAAUUCCUGCUUAAUUCCAUAAAUUCACUAUUAAUAAAAAAUUUAUUGGAUAGUUGUAAUUAACUAAGGUCUGUCUAGAGUGAAUUUACAUGAAUAUUAAAAGUAAGUUUUCAAUAAUUCUAAAUUAACUUACAUGUAAUUUUGUUGUUGCUAUGAUCUUUUCCAUGAUGCAAUAUAUAUACAUAUUAAAUAGAUUAUUACACCGUUAAUUUUUAAGAGUUAUGCACAUUAUUACGUGCAAUAAAAAUUUUGUGGCCCGAGUUAAUAUUUUAUUAUUUAUAUUUUAUUUAUUUAUGAUUUUUAUUUAUUUAGUACCAAAAAUAAUGCAGUACCAUCAUAAUAAUCAUAGAGAUUAUUUAUAUCCUAUUAUAACUUAUACUUUUAUUUAAUUAGUGUUACUUCUUCCUGAUAACAACAGUUUUUUUUAUAUUUAAAUAUACUUGUAUCAUUAAUUAAUGUUAAUUGUUCUUCCAUUAUGAGAUGUAAUUGAAGUGUUGGAUAUCCAUGUAAUUUUGUAGAGUCUUUCAGUACUCAUUGCAGAGGGGUGUUUUGAAUUCAUCAUAAUUAAAUCUUCAACAAAAUGUAUUCUAUUAUAUUUAAAAAGUCACAUUUUAAGAAACAAAAAAAAAGUUAUACUUCAAUUUUGUAUAAGUUAUUCAUUAAAUUGCAACAGUAGAGGAAUAUUGUGUGUUUGAAAGAGACAUAGACAACGUUUUGGAUCAUUGUAGAAAAAGAUCAUAGUAACUGUGAACCAUAGAAGUGAUCCAUAUGUGUCAAGACUGAAAUACGAAUGGGACCUCUAUGACUUUCGAACGCGCAAUCAUAGGAUUAUUGUUGUUCGCUAAGUGAGUACUUAAAGGAUAACUUAUGACAAAAAAUUAUAAAUAUUAUAAAUAAUAAUGUUAUGUCGUUAUAACACACACAUAUAUGUUAAAUAAUCUUACUGAAUCGCAAAAAUAUCAGAUCAAAUCUCUGUGUUACUAAAACAUUGUGUCAUAUGUGAUUGUAGAUGAUACAUAUUAUAUUUAUAUAUCUACAUGUGCACUUUUACUAAUAUAUGAUGUAUUGAUCUUUUAUUGCUAUUGAAUAUACUGUCAAAACUUAUAUUAAAAAUA
Vespula vulgaris is the source of this 1876-nucleotide messenger RNA. RefSeq names its product calcineurin subunit B type 2. Gene Ontology annotation, molecular function: calcium-dependent protein serine/threonine phosphatase regulator activity; calcium ion binding. The transcript is spliced from 6 exons. NCBI's taxonomy places the organism in Eukaryota, Metazoa, Arthropoda, Insecta, Hymenoptera, Vespidae. The record is from RefSeq and is a predicted model, not a curated record. The coding region runs from base 213 to 725 and encodes 170 amino acids.